Didymodactylos carnosus is the source of this 1146-nucleotide messenger RNA. The record is from the annotation of a GenBank genome assembly. Lineage: Eukaryota; Metazoa; Rotifera; Eurotatoria; Philodinida; Philodinidae.
CAAAAGGGCACCCAAGAAAGUUAGCAAAGCUUUAAAUUUGUAAAUAAAUGUAAAUAAAACUGUGAAAAUAUUGUCUUUGUUAAAAUUUAUAUGUUUAUAUGUAUAAACAUGUGAUGCUGGAAAAUUUGGUGAUCAAAACAAUUGACACCCAAAUUAAUCACUGAAUUAGGUCUUCCAUUAUCGAUUGUUGAUAGAGCUGAAUUCAAAAAUUUUAUGAAAACAGUUGAUAAAAAAUACAAAGUGCUUAACAGAAGAAACAUUUGUCGCGAGUCUUUACCAAAAUACAGUGAAAAAAUAAUGAAAAAAAUAAAAGACAUAUGUAUGAAAUCAGAUUACUUGAGCUUAACGCAAGGGGGAAAAAGCGGACUCCUAUGGACUCCUGAAGUCCAGGAGUCCAAGCGCAAAGUGUUCUUUUUUGGAAUCACUGCCCCAAAAAUGGACACUUUGCACAUGGACUCCUGGACUUCAGGAGUCCAUAGGAGUCCACAGGAGUCCAUACGAGUCCGCUUUUUCCCCCUUGGCUUAACGUUAGAUAUGUGGACUGAUAGAAGGUUAAGAAGCUUUUACGGUAUUACUAUGCAUGUUGUUAUUGAUACUAAAGUAGAAUCAUACUUAUUAUCAUUCUAAAGGUUAGUUAGUCUUGAAAUCUUACACAGAAGUCUUUCUUUUUUAUUUUGAGGGAAGAGAUGCUCGGCCUCUGUUUGAAGGACGCUGACAGAUACUGGCUUUGGUGCGGAUUUAAUUCUUAAAGGUACCGUAUGGACUCCAUACGGUGUUGGUCGUCAUACAGCUGUUAAUAUACUGAAUGAGUUUGAUAAAGUUAUAAAACACUACAAUAUUGGAAAAAAGAUUGUUCGAAUUGUUACGGACAAUGCGUCUAAUAAUUUAGCUGCUUUUAAUAGUUAUGAUCUACCGGGUUUUGAAGAAAUUGAUUUAGCCGAAAAUGACGAAGUUUUAGGAUCAGAUCGAAAUGAUGAUGAGAUUGAUACGGAUAUUGAUGACAACGGUUUCAACUGUGCUCCUGAUGACGCAUUUACAAAUAAAAAUGAUAAUGAUAUAGUAUAUAUAGAACUGAUGGUCACUAGUGGGACACUGCAAGACACACAACAACCCAAACCAACUCAGACAUUUAGUUAUAUAUGUUGA